Camponotus floridanus (Florida carpenter ant) is the source of this 3123-nucleotide messenger RNA. RefSeq names its product protein N-terminal glutamine amidohydrolase. Gene Ontology annotation, cellular component: cytosol; nucleus. The coding region runs from base 37 to 960 and encodes 307 amino acids. Gene Ontology annotation, molecular function: protein-N-terminal glutamine amidohydrolase activity; protein-N-terminal asparagine amidohydrolase activity. The record is from RefSeq and is a predicted model, not a curated record. NCBI's taxonomy places the organism in Eukaryota, Metazoa, Arthropoda, Insecta, Hymenoptera, Formicidae. The transcript is spliced from 6 exons.
GAUUUUAUUCUCAACGUGUCUAUCUUACGUGCCGGGAUGUCGCGUUUUUCUUCAUGGCUUUGCAAAUUAUGCCGGUUGAUACAGAUUAAAGAAGCCAGUUCACAGACAAUAAUUAUGUCAGAGUCUGAAAUUAUUUCGCUAAAGUUCGCGAAAUUGUCGGACAAAGCGUUUGCGCCGACAAAAGGAUCGGAAUAUGCGGCAGGAUACGAUUUACGAAGUGCAUACAAGUAUAUCAUACCAGCCCAUGGCAAGGAAUUAGUUAAAACUGAUUUACAAAUAGAAGUUCCUCUUGGUACAUAUGGCAGAAUUGCACCACGAUCUGGAUUAGCGUGGAAAAAUCAUUUAGAUGUAGGUGCAGGUGUUAUAGAUGCAGAUUAUCGCGAAGAAAACAUAUGGAAGCUUUGCCAAGAUGUAGCGACUAGGCAUCCUUCCGAAUUGCAACAUUGUCAUGUUCUUUUCGUAAGCAAUUCACGACGAAGCGUUCCCCUUUGGCGUCAACGGGCCGGAAAGGACGAGGACAAAUUGGUCGUGUGGGACUAUCAUGCUAUUCUCAUCUAUGCUCCCGAUGAAAGGGCAGUGGUAUACGAUUUAGAAAGUUCCCUGCCGUUCCCUACACAUUUCUGGAAAUAUGCCACCGAAACCUUCAGAUCUGAUGAAGCAUUGCGGCCUGAAUAUCACAGAAGAUUCCGUCUGGUACCUGCCAGCGUAUAUUUGCAACAGUUCGCAUCAAGUCGGCAUCAUAUGAAGCGCAAGGAUGGCACAUGGAUCAAGACACCGCCAGAUUAUCCUCCGAUCUCGACACCAACAUGCAAGGAUAAUCUCGAUUCAUUUAUCAACAUGGAACCAGGAACCGGAUUAGGCGUUGUAAUGAGUUUGAAACAAUUAGUCAACCGGUUUUAUAGGCCAAAUGUUAACACACAGGCGCCGACGCCGCCUCAACCGCAAGCCACAGCGACUUAAAUUGUGAGCUAUAGUGUGUUGUUCGCGUACGCUUUGAUUAACGAUAUUGGGAAUAAAUUAUAUGGCCUAAGGGAAUUGGUUUUGGUGCAUGCACCUUUGUGGGCUAAAAUAUUUGAUCGAAAUUUGAUAAUAAUGUUAGUUAAUUGCUGCUAAUUCUGGCAGAAUUUCAAAUAUAAAAUCGUUACAAUUGUAUCUUUAUUAGAGCGAAAUUCGCUCAGAGAGAUGGAACCGAGAGAAUUUUAGUGAAAUUAUAUUUUAUUGUCGUGUUGCAAUAUUUUUGUUAAAUUUUAUCACAUUGUAUACACAUUUUAGAGUUUAGAUAAAUUUAUCGAAUUUUAUUAAUUAUUUUCUUUCUACUAUUCCGGCACAAAUAUUGCGCAUAAACUUUUGAAUAGCAUGAGACCAGUAAAUAUAUAAAAAAGAAUAUCGAUGCAACUAUUAAUUAUUUAUCAUAAAAAAAUCCCGGUUCCAGAUAUAUAAGUAGAUUUUUAAAAAAUCUCAUAUUUUACUCAUAAUCAAAACCUACGUAUAUCGAUAACAGAAAUACACACUUUUUCCAAUACAAUACGGGAUUGACGUCUUAUUCUUCAAUCGAGUGAUUUGGCUUAUCACGAAUAAAAAGCAAUUCUGCUGAGCAAUUCUACUUUCUUGAUAAGCUUAUGUACCAUAUUAAUGGACUUCAUUAAAACAAUCCAUUUUCUCUCUUCUAUUAAAGUCUCUUUCGCAGAAUUUACCGGAGAGAUAUCCUCCUCCGGCAAUGCAGCACAUUACAUUCGACCACGUUCUAAAUACAAGUCGUAUUUUAUGUAAGUACUUUUGUCUUCAUGCCAUAAGACGAUCUUUCUCUCACGGCUUUAUUCUGUCAUGUGGUGUUAUUAUAAUUAUUGUGUCAAAGACUGAUGUAUUUACAGAGAGUUAUCCGACUUGAUAGAGAUCCCUUUGUCUAUCGGCGCGUGUUCGAAGCGCGGGAUGCGAUUAAAGCGCUUAUAAUUACUGUGCGAUCGAUGUAAUAAGGUCAAGAACUUAAUCUUUGCGACGUAAUGUAAUUAUUACGAUUAUUGUAAUUCUUGUGAUACUUUACACUUUCUACUUUGAAUACCUACGCUAUACUUAUCUACUGUUUGUACUAAAAGUCGAUUCUUAAGAGAUAUAUUUGCUUGUUGAGCUUCCCUAUAUUGGCGUAUUGACUUAAAUGAAUAUGCGAUAUCGUCACGCGACCAAUUACUAACAUCGAAGAACCUGUUGAUUCAACGAACGUAUGUUGCUUUAGUGAUGAUAGAAAUAAAUUUUACAACGAAAACAUUUUAAAUUCUUCACUUGUACUGGAAGUAAAAUUAGCAUUCUCUUAAAAUGUAAUAUUAUUUAUCUCUAUUACUAGUAUAAGAUAUAAUAUCAUUUUUCGAUUCUAUAUAUCGAGAUAUAAAAUAUUUUUUUCAAUUUAUUGAUUAUUUGAUAUACUAUCUUUAUAUUAUAUAUUAUUAUAAACAUUUGGAUUAUUAUAAACAUUUAUUCUUGUGGAUUAACGGUUAACUCUCAUUUAUAAUGAAUGAAAUUCACCCUACGAAUUCGAGCAUAGUAUGAAGUACACACAUUUAAAUGUGCUCGCAAUUAUAGAGUGACCUUCAUAUACCAGAAUAGCCAAACGGCUUGGAUUGCAACGGAGUGCAAUAUAAGUGCUUGUUAUCUAUGGUCAUGGUGGUAACCUUGGAACGCAAAGGGUUAAAUCGCGUGUUAUGCACAUUUUAUCAGAUACGGCAGCCUUGAAAGUUCAGCCUUUAUGCGUCGUAAACUUAUUUCCCUCAUGUUUAUGUUAUUUAAUAAUAAUGAUAAUAUGUGUGUGUGUAGUACGCAACUCAUUCUUUACGCGAUACCGCUUUCGAUUUCAACUUAUUAGCUUUAACUAUUUUAUUCGAAUGUAAUAAGGAAGUUUAUCAACAAGCAAUUAGUAUCAAACUAUCGAUUCGUCGCGUUGAUGCCAUAAUUAUUUUCAUGAAUAUGCCAAUUAUUCGUGAAAGAAUUCACCGAUCGGGCCGAUAGUUUUAAGAAUUCGCCCACUUUUUGCCUUCCAAAAUAUCUCACUAGUUCACUCUGUCUUUCUCAUCGACACAUGUUUAUCUCUAGUUUGCAUGUAUCAUGUUACUACCAAUGUAAGUAUUUAUAAGC